GAGAUUGAGUACGAGUACACAAACAAGCCGGGGAUUUGAAUUCAAUGAGCAGCAAUUUCAAGGACAAACCGAUAAAGGCGCAAGAGGAUCGUGCAGGACCGUACGUUCAUACAGGAAAGCAUCAAUGAGUCGAUAGUGAAAUGGAAGACUUAUCUGUGCCGCAACGAACAAACAAAACUACAGGUACUAGUUGAUAAAAAAUUUACACACUCAAGAAUCAUCAUGGGACAAAGUCAAGGGAAAUCCAAGAAGGCCUCCUCCUCCUCCGCCAACAAGUAUGCCCAUGAUAUCGCCUAUCUGGAAUCCCACACGGACUUGAGCAAAUUCCAAUUGGAGAAGAUUUUUGCACGCUAUUCUAAAAACAAGAAGCUGACGCAAAAGGAGUUCUUACAAGAGUUUAAGAAAACCUUCCCCAAUGUCGUGGAUCCCAAUCCAAUCGCUCAACGGGUAUUCCAAGCCUGCGACCAAGAUCACGAUGGUACGAUUUCUUUCAGGGAGUUUGUGUUUGCUUGUUCAAUCUUCACAAAUGCACCCCGAGAGGAAAAAAUGAAGCGGAUUUUUGACGUGUUGGAUCAAGAUCAAUCGGGAUCAUUGUCCUGUCAAGAAGUGAUCAAAUGUGUUAAACAAACCUAUGACAUUCUGGGCCAAUUGAACAUGGAUUACAACCGCAAAGGUAUCGAGGUAUUUCGAGUCAUGGACCAGGAUGGGGACAUGAAAGUUUCCAAAGAGGAGUUUUUAAAUGCUUGCCUGAAAGACGAAGAAUUAUGUGGUCUCUUGCAAAAAAGCGUGGGCGAAGAAAUGUUCACCCAACCGAACUAACUUAUUACUCAGUCAAAUGCGAUGAUCCAUAAUAAUGCCCGUAGUGAAUGAAAAUAUUAAGAACUUUC
Tigriopus californicus is the source of this 887-nucleotide messenger RNA. Its product is annotated as calcium-binding protein M-like. The record is from RefSeq and is a predicted model, not a curated record. Lineage: Eukaryota; Metazoa; Arthropoda; Copepoda; Harpacticoida; Harpacticidae. The transcript is spliced from 4 exons. Gene Ontology annotation, molecular function: calcium ion binding. The coding region runs from base 223 to 819 and encodes 198 amino acids.